Messenger RNA from Xenia sp. Carnegie-2017, 13742 nucleotides. RefSeq names its product E3 ubiquitin-protein ligase rnf213-alpha-like. NCBI's taxonomy places the organism in Eukaryota, Metazoa, Cnidaria, Anthozoa, Malacalcyonacea, Xeniidae. The record is from RefSeq and is a predicted model, not a curated record. Gene Ontology annotation, molecular function: ubiquitin-protein transferase activity; ATP hydrolysis activity.
UCCUAUUCACAUCAAUGCCUGAUGUUACUAAAUCAAAAUGGUGGGGAUUUGAAAUGGAAUAUCUUGAUUUUAGAAGAAUUCGAACUUCUAUUAAAGAAAGCGAGUUAAAGAAAGCAUUAUCAGAUUUGAGCAAAAUGUUUGUAGUGGAUCCAUUGCUGAGGCGUACAUUUCUGUUGCUCUGUCCUUUAAAAAUAUAUGGGGAUCUUUUGGAAAGUAACCACUUCACUUUGCUGGAGUUGUGUUUUACGAUAAGAAAAAUACUACCUGAUACCACGAAACAGAACCUACAAAAGUGGUAAAGGAUCUUAUCGAUUUCUUUGACAAGAUGAACUUGAUAAUAUCUAAUUCAAGCGUCACAGCCUUUUCUAAAGAAAAAAACAAGGAAACAAACGUUUUGGUUUCUACGCUUGUAAAGAUUGCACAGAAUGUAAAAAAUGACCUUCCGUUGUUUCAAAUUAAGUUUCUUUGUUGCCUGGCAAAGUGUAUCGCCAACGCUAUUUAUCUUCAAGAGGAAGGAGGACCCCGGGUAAAGAAUGGAUUUGAUGAUUCAAAGAGCACACUAGUUUCUACAUCAGAUUUGCCAGACAUGCCAGAAUCUUUCAAUGAAAUUUUUAAAAUUACAAAGGAUUUUUUGUUCUCGUCUUUGGAUUUUUCAAGGCUACACUGGAAAGAUAAAUUGAAUGUUUGGGAUGAACUGCUAUCAUUUUCUGCUCCAAAUCGUUUUCAAAAACUAUGGGGUGAUGAAUUUAAAGUUGAAUUGAACAGUCGAGUUAAAAAGGAGUCACCUCUAAUUCAAAUAGAACUGCUUUUUCAGUCAGACAAGAUGCAAUGUUGUUUUGAACUAUCUACAUGUCUAAGUGAGGCUGCCUUCGAAGCUGUUGAGGAAGUUGAAACGUUAGGUCAUAGUGAAGAAGCUUUCAAACGACUAAGCCAGGAAAAGUCUUUAAAAGCAAUAGAGUUGCUUAGCAAAUUACUCCACAAAGCAUGGCCUGACCAACUGAGCCUAACUUCACAAGAAACAGAGAUUGAAAAUAAUUGCAUUUUGUUAGAACAUCUUCUAACCUGGACUGUAUGGCCUGGUUUUCUUAAAUUCAUCGGUAGUAAUUCCAAAAGUAAAGGAGAACUGAAAAAGAUUGAUCAUUGUAAAACGAUGAUUAAGAAUGCAAAAAAGUGUCUACGUACUGUGAUUAAAUCUGUACAAGAUGCUAAAGUUACAGUUCAAGAACUUGAAUUAUUGUUGAAGCAUUCAGUGCAGUAUUUAAAGUUGACAGAAUCUGUGGCAAAACCUCCAAGCAAUAAAUCGGCUGCUCAGGUUUUCUUGGGUAAAAGAGAACAGGAGCUGCGCACUUUCAAAUCGUUACACGAAGAACUUCAGUACUUCGUUGACUUCACUAAGGAUUUUAAAAAAGUUGAUGAAGAGUUUCAGAAAUUACGAGACAAGGUAAUUCAAAAGUAUAAUAAACUAUCCGUGUGUGACCUUUGUCGUAGAAACGAAAACGAUGGAGUGGAUUGCUAUUUUUUCAAUACCGACAAGGACAUUCUACUUACUAUAUCAAGAGUCAAACAAUUAAAAGAAAGCAAAAUCUUUAAGUUCUUCUGGCAGGAACAUAUCGAAAAAGACGAAAAUAAAGAAACAAAAGUUAGUAUUCUCAUGAUUCAGAAACAAGUCUUGGAAGUCAUUGAUGUAAAACUCAAGAUUGUUACUGAAGACUUUCUUUACCGUAAAAUGAAAUUGAUCACUGUUGAUGUUCUUUUAAAUUUGUUUGAAAAUGAUUUCGAUGCAUUGGAAAAAGAAUUUACGUUCUUGUCGCAGUUCUUUAAGUAUCAAGAAAAGAAUAAUGUUAAAACUACAUUGGAGAAACUGAAAAAAUACAAAGAACUAUUUGACAUAGAACAAUCUGCCAAGUUGAUACUGAAGAUAAAAAAUACAUUUCAAAUGAAAGGAGAUUUCUCUAAAGCGGAAGAGAUUCAAAAGAUUACAUCUGAGAACUUCAAUGAUAAGUGCAUUGAUGAUUUGAACGUUGACCUAAAAGCGCAAAGAUCUUUAGCGGAAAUCAAUAGUCACAGGCAAAAGUGUUUAGAAGUGUUUGCCGAAAGUUUCGAACUGGUUGAUUGGAUAAGAAGAUCCAUUAAAGAUGUAAAUGGGUUAAAGGUGUUUGUGGAUUUGGCCAUGAUAUCAGCUGGUGAAAGCGAUAAAGAAAUUGACCGUAUUUCUUGUAUGCAUACAAGCUGUUUGGGAUUUGGCUCUUUGAUAUUUAGCUAUCGUGAAGAGCAUGGUUUUCGUGAACUGAUGGAACUUUGCAAACCUCUCUGGCAAGUGAUUGAUGCCAAUCCAACCAUUGACAAAAAGCUAGAAAUAACCAAAAAAGAUCUUUCAUGGCUGAAGCAAAUAAAGGAGUCGCAUGGCUCAGUUGCUUUGACAACAAUGCUCCUAGUUGAAACAAUCAAUUCAUCUGGUAUUUACUACAUCGGUGACCAGCAAAAACUAAGUAAAGCAAAAAAAUAUUUCGGUUCACCUGACAACGUUGUCGUUCUUGUUAUUCCUGAAGAUAGUGAAAGCAGUCGCGAGGAGAAAAUUUACAGUUUGGAUGAAAUUAAAGAUAUUCAAAGCAACUUAAUGUCAAUUGCAGGAGAAUAUGAAAGAGGAAAACAAGAGGUCGACAAGUUCAAUGAGAUUUUUGAAGGAAUUCUGAGACUAAAAGAACUUUACUUGCAACUUUGCGAUGUGGGAGAAAUAAACUAUCUCACAUGGAAAUUUGAAGUUAAAUGUACCGAAGAAGAACAAGAGAACAUGGAACUUCUCUCCAAAAUCAAUGAUUGCUGUGAAGAAAUGAAAAACGAUUUAGAAGACUGGAAAAAAAAUAUUAAUUUGAAAAGAUCGGAAUGUUACCCUUUGAAUCAUUUCACCAUGAAACAGAUUUUAAUUUUGCGAGAAGAGCUCUUCAAGGCUUGUGUUGGUGAAACUGCAGUUAAUGAACUCCCAUGGAAAAUAUUUGUGCUUCUUCAAACAGUUAAGAAUGAUAUUGAUCCAACGAUACUUGCCAAUAUACUGAAGUCAGUUGUUCCAGAAAAUUCUGUCUAUUUUGAUGAGGAGUAUUCAGAAAAUGAUAAUGAGUUAUUUGAGAGUGACGAAGAAAUUAAUGGUGAUACAAAUGAAAAAGUUCAUACAAAUUCUCUCACGCCUCCUGAAAGACAGAAUUCUUUUGAAAUGCUCACCUCGGCGGCUAAAGAAAUGUUGGAGUCAGAAGAUUUUGACGAAAAUUACAUACUAGCUGCUUUACAAAUUUGUGGUCGUAAAGCAACGAAAGACGAUCUUGUUGCAUGGAUUUUGGAUUAUGAUGAAGAUGAACAUGACAUCUUGGAUUUAUCCCAUAAAGCAAAGGAAAAUCGUGCCCUUUCUGAUAUUGUCAGAAGGGUAUUUAAUACCAACAAUUUGGCUACAAAUGCUGAUACUUUAUUUGAAACCUCUCCACCUUCAGGGCAAAUUUCUGAAGAAAAAAGAAGCUCUUCUCUCGCCAAUGCCAGUACAACGCAUGUCAUUAACCAGGAUGAAAAGUACUUGCCUUUGGAUGUUUUAGCAGCUCUGCUGGAAAAGAUUUCUGAAAAAGAUAACAGCCAUAUAGAUCGACAGUUCCCUGCAGUUCUAAAAGAAGGAGAGCCAAAUCUGUUACUCGUCUCCAAAGGUGAAAUUUUUGGGUGCGUGUUGUCUCUUUUCAUGGGACGGGGAAGUCAAACGUUGCCUAGCGAAGAAGAGGUGGUUGUUUGUGAUGAAAAUACAAUAUCGGAAGAGGUUGAACUUCUAUGGAGACGAGCUGUAAUUGACAGAACCGGUCGAUUGUUUUGUCUUGUUAAUGCUGAUCUUUUGGACUUUGACGUCAGUCAGGAAGCAUUAUGUUUACUUGAUUGGUUAACUCAAGGACAAACAAAAUAUCAUUUGGUGGUAAUAUGUAGCAAUGAAAAUGAUAGGUCAAUUAUGGUGAGAGCAUUAGAUCCUUAUCGCCGCUCAUGUCCUAUGCUUAUGUCAUUGGAAGAUGUCCAAAGAUGUCUGAAAGAAAAACUUGCAUCUCCUUUUGACAAAAAUGCUUGCCUGCCAGCGGCUGCUGUAGAUGAAGAAAAGUUAUCUGUGCGUUUUAUCCAGUCAUCAAGAGCAGGCAUGGGAAAAAGUUUGAUUGUAAAACGUCUGGCUAAAAAAUUAGAAAAUCUUUUAAAUACCAAAAAGAAACGUUCAAAAGAUUUCCAAUCAUUAGUAUGCUGUACUAUCCCAGUUCAUGGUACGUGUGUGGAUGAAAAUGCGAUCACUCGUGACUUUCUAUUACAUGCCCAGAAAAGAAAUUACCCUAUUUCAAGAAUUUUUCAUGUAGACGUUUCUCAAUCGGUAUCAAAAGGACUUGAUGACUUCCUGUUUAAACUGUUGAUUCUUGGAUCUAUUAAAGACAACAAUGGAAAUAUUUGGCGAAGAAAAACAACUGAUUUGUAUCUUGUUGAACACACAACUGAAAGGAAUUUUGAGAUAUUAAAAUCUGAGGACUUUCCAACAAACCAAAGUCUGAUCUCAGACACUAAAACAUCAAGUAGCAAGUAUUCAUUUAUCAAGUUCCUCCCAUGUACCCGUUGUCUUUCACCAAUGGAAAUAUUAAGAAACUUGAAGUCCCCUAGGGCUGGAGACAUGAGCUUUGACAAAGAGGAAUUCAACAAUGAUGAGUAUCAGCGAGCUUUCCAAUAUCUGUCCCGCUUUUCCACCGGUGCUAAUUUGGACCAUUUUUCAUUCAACAAUGAUCGUCCUGUUACUGUGAGAGAUUCAGUUAAAGUUUUGUCUAUUUUAAUCCAAUAUUGUGGGAUACGUGAUCCGUCUUGGGCCGAGCUUCAGCACUUUGUAAACUUUUUGAAUGUUCAACUUCAUGAUUGUGAGGAAAGUAAUUUUUGCCAAACUGACGUGGUUGAAGAUUUGUUGCAAGGAUUUAAGACGUUUGUUGUUCGUUUUAUGAUCCAAAUGUCACGGGACUUUGCAACAAGAUGGCUAAGUGAUCGCAGUUUGGGUGUCAAUAAUGCAACAGAAGAAAUGAAUGAUGAUCUAGAGCCCUUUCAAUUACGCCGACGUUGGGAGUCAAGUCCGCAUCCAUAUAUUUUCUUCAACCAUGAUCGUCACAGUAUGACGUUUCUGGGAUUCUUGUUGAAUGAUAACGGAGACUUGCUGGACCCUGGAAAUAGAACUAUUUUAGAACAACGUUUGAUGCCAACCACUUUAAGAGAACAAUUAGAAGCACAGGAUGUGCAUUUUGAUGUAAACUACGAAUCAAGCAAGCGCGAAGAAAGGAUUGUUGACUUAUGUAAAGUAAUGGGAAUUGACGAUUCUUAUGAUCCUGAUCCUACGUACGAGCUUACCACGGACAAUGUGGAGAAAAUCUUGGCCAUUUACAUGAGAUUUAGAUGUAGCAUUCCUGUCAUUAUUAUGGGAGAAACCGGUUGUGGUAAAACAAGAUUGAUACGAUUUAUGGGCCAGCUUCUGGCAGGACCCGAUGGACCGAAAAAUCUACUUCACAUGAAGGUUCAUGGCGGAACAAGCUAUAAGGAAAUAGAAAAUAUAGUCGUCGACGCAGAAUUGUUGGCUUCAUGUAACCAGAAAGUCAAAGUUGACACAAUUUUGUUCUUUGAUGAAGCAAAUACGACAGAUGCAAUUGAUCUAAUCAAAGAGAUAAUGGUUGAUCGACGAGUCAGGGGUCGAUAUAUCGAUCCAAAAUUGACUGGACUUCAUUUUAUUGCUGCAUGUAAUCCAUACAGGAAACACACUGACGAGAUGAUUAAAAAAUUGGAAUCAGCUGGUCUAGUUACUAAUGUUUCUGCUGACGAGACUGAAGAUAAACUAGGCUCCAUUCCCCUCCGCCAGCUCGUGUAUCGUGUCCAUCCUUUACCUGAAAGUAUGAGACCUCUUGUCUGGGACUUUGGUCAGCUGACAGAUCACACUGAAAAGCUAUAUACUGCACAAAUCGUGAAACGAUAUGUGACUGUUCCUUUAUUUGUGCCCACAUGUGCUUCUACACAUCAAGAAAUUAUUCAAACUGAUGCUGAAGCCUCAUGCAUAUCUGAAAUUUUGUCAGCAUCUCAAGAAUACAUGCGUCAACAAAAGGAUGAAUGCAGUUUUGUCAGUCUUCGUGAUGUUGAACGAGCAAUGAAAGUCAUUACUUGGUUUUACAAUCAUUAUGAUUUAUUUGCGAAUGAUGAUUCUAAUCAACAAUUUUUUUAUGACUCCAGUGUCACUAAAGACGAAGAACAAAAGCAUUUUCCAUUAAAUCGCAUUGUAUUCGCUAUCAUCCAAGGCAUUGGUGUUUGUUAUUAUGCCAGGCUAAAUGAAAGAGACGCGUAUUGCCAAAAAAUUUGCAAAUAUUUUGACGAUUCAUGCCCACUUCCUGGAGGAGCAAAAACAAUAAAGGAUGAAAUACUAAGAUGUCAACGAGCAUUUUUGCACAAUGUGGAACUUGGCCAGAAUAUUGCAAGAAAUACUGCACUUUGUGAAAAUGUGUUUAUGAUGGCGAUAUGUGCUGAACUACGAAUCCCAUUGUUUGUAGUCGGUAAACCAGGCAGCUCAAAGUCUCUGGCAAAAGAUGUAAUUUCAACCAACAUGCAAGCUGGAAAUUCUAGCAGUGAUUUGUUUAAAAAUUUGAAACAGAUUCACAUCCAAUCAUAUCAAUGCAGUCCCUUGUCUACACCUGAUGGCAUCGUCACCAUCUUUAAACAAUGUUCUCAACUUCAGAAAGACAAAGAUUUGAACAAGUUUGUCUCCGUAGUUGUGUUAGACGAGGUUGGUUUAGCAGAAGAUUCUCCGUUGAUGCCACUGAAGACACUUCAUCCAUUACUUGAAGACGGUACAGCCACUUCUGAAGAUUCUGGAAAGACACUUGAUCAUAACCGUGUAGGUUUUAUUGGUUUGUCCAACUGGGCAUUGGAUCCCGCAAAAAUGAAUCGAGGGAUAAUGUUGACUAGAGGAAUAGCGAGCAAAGAUGAACUUCUGGUUAGCGCUAGUGAUAUAUGCUUUGGUAAUGAUGGCGCUUCCAUUAAAAGAAUUAUAGAAAAGUUGUGCGAUGGAUAUUCUGAUCUUUAUGAAAUACAGAAAGAUUCAAAAACCUUGAAAAAUGCCCAAAAGGACGAAUUCUUUGGUCUCAGGGACUUUUACAGUCUUGUAAAGAUGGUAAAUGCAUCAGCUAAAGUUACCGAGGAAGGUGUUGUGAUUGACGAUGCUGCAUUAGAGAAAUGCAUACGAAGAAAUUUUAGUGGCUUGGAUGAUGUGGAUCCUGUUGAAAUAUUCAGUAGUCAAUUUGAUGAGCUUAAAAAGAAUCCUUCAACAGAAUGUCGUUCCAUAACUCUUAUUGAAGAUAGCUUGGAAAGAACAGACAAGGAAGGAGAAUGUCGUUAUUUACUUAUACUGACUGAGAACUAUGCAGCAUUGAGAUUACUACAAGGCAUUAACUUUCAUAUGCAUGAGCCUGAAGUGAUUUUUGGCAGCAGUUUUCCAAAAGAUCAACAAUAUACACAGAUUUGUCGAAAUAUUAAUCGUAUUAAAGUCUGCAUGGAAACAGGAAGAAUGGUGAUUUUACUAAACUUGGAAAGUCUCUAUGAAAGUCUUUAUGAUGCUUUAAACCAGUAUUACGUGUAUCUUGAUCAACAAAAAUACGUCGAUCUUGGCCUUGGAAACCACCGAGUCAAGUGCCGUGUUGCUGACUAUUUCAAAUUAAUAGUGAUUGCUGAAAAAGAUGACGUUUACAAACGCUUUCCAACUCCUCUUAUUAAUCGUCUUGAGAAACAUAUCUUGGUGAUGUCAACUGGCUUGACUGAACGUCAAACUGAUUUGGUUGAACAACUUGAGAAGUGGGUUGCAAACUUCGCAAAAGCAAAGAACGAAUAUUCAUCACAAGAAAGGUGUUUCAACGUGCAAAUUAAAGUUAAUAGAUUUGUAACCGAUACAGCAGCUAAUGUCGUGAUUCAAAAAUUUGAGUUUGGUUACUCUGAUAUUAAGAUACUUGAAGAUUCAAAGAAAACCCUUUUACAAUGUGCAUCUCCUGAUGCAAUUGCCAGACUCACAGUAUCACAGUUAAAAGACAAAGCCAUCGAAAUUCGUGAGGAAUAUUACCAAAAUCAACACCACGGAAGUUUGAAGGAAUAUUUAGUUCAUUGUUUUCAAACAAAAGGCAGCAAAGCAGACAGUGGCUCUCUCGUUCAGAUAACCACCCACUCGCGACUUUUAUCGGAAGCAAAUGCUCGUGCUAUAGCAGCUGAAGCUGGUUUCCUAGGCUGGCAAUCACGAUGUAUAAGUCUUCAAGAAUUUCAUACGGAGCAACAAUUUGUCAAAACUUUGGACGAUUUCUUCAUCAAACUUGGAGGUGCUGAAGGACUCCUAUUGGUGCAGUGUGAUGACGGGGAGAAAAAUUCAAAUCUUAUUGCAUGCAGUCUUGUUGAUCAAACACGUCGUACAUCUUUGGAAACGUUUGACCCGAAACCCGUUCAUAUUAUCUUUAUCAUCCAGUUGCCGAGAAUUGCUGGUGGCUGUCAGCAUUUUGUGGGAUUUCAAGGUGGAAAAUGGAAAUGUGUCCAUAUUGACGAACUUCUUGAGGCAAAUGAAAAGUUACCGCAAAUUGAAUUACUUGUUAAUAGAUCUGUUAGUGAUCUUUUAAAUUUAAAUGUUUCCUCAAACAAAAAUCUUGAUCUCGGAGACAUACUACUAUCACUAAAUGAUUACAUUGAAUCACCGACAAACAGUGAUGUGCAGAAUAUUGAGGAGAAUUUAUACGAAGAAAAUAUACGUCCCACAGUCUUGCUGAGGAACUGCAUGCAAACUGCUGCUGCGAGAGUCUUUGACGAAUCAAAUGACGUCUUGAGAGCCACAAAACGAAUUGAGAUAUUACUGGAUUGCUUACCUUCCGAAGAUGGAGAUGAAACAGACCUAUCUACCAUUCUUGUUGUUCGUAUGUAUAAACUGCUUCGCGAGCGUGAUGAAAGAUGCCUUGAUGAUCAAAGGCUUUGGCUUCAAGAGGAAGCGUUAUGUCAGGGACAUCUACAGGAAACUGGCACAUUUAGGAAAGCUUUAUGGCAAAAAUUAUCGUUAAUUGUGUCUCCUAUUUUGUCCGAAGUUAUUGCGUAUUGUGAUCGUAACAAAAACCUCAACUUGCUUCUUGAAGAAAACACUUGGACACGAAAGUUAUGGCUUGAAAUGUUACAGGAAGACAACCUUACGGCAAUAACCUAUGAAUCAUUCAUUUCACCUGUAUCCGGUAGGCUACGAGAACGAGCUACUGUGUUGAGCAGUGGAGUUGGACAUCCUUUUGAAGGAAAAUUUCCAUUCUCCUGGAUAAUUAAAGACAUUGUUCACGUUCUUUUGUUGCAAGUGGGGGGAAAUAUUACAAACAGAUUGACGUCAUUAAGAAAUGUUUUUGGUACUUCUCCUUUGGGAAGAUUGAAGAAAUUGGCAUUUGAAGAUCCAGAUAUCAAGAAGGAAGCAGCGAAUUGUUAUUUAAAUGACUUUUUACAUAUGAUGUAUACGCCAAUUGUUGAAAAUGAACUGAAGUUGAUACACGACGCUGUACUUGUGACGUCUUGGCAAAUACACCAAACUUUUCAUGAAAACGAUGAAUUUCACCUGGAUAUUCCUCUCAUUCAUUUUGCCUAUUCCACGAUUCAAUCACGUUUGCUGAAUUUCUCUGAACUUGUUCAUGCAUUUCCUCAAGUGGUAGGAAAACUAAUGGAAUCUCCAUUACCAAUUAAUGAUUCAGAAUUUUGCCUAGAUGCAGUGGCUCUUCAGUGCUGUCUGGAAGAACUGGAACCUAGUUUAAUUAAUUUUACGAGUCUUCAUAAACGAAAGACGUGGUGUAAUGAAGUUCAAUGUCUACGUCCAAUCAUUCAGGUUAUGAAAGCGUCAAUAACGGAGAGUGGGAACUCAAAAAAUGUUGUUCCUCUUUUGUCAGAAAAAUCUGAGCAGGUUUCGAAAGUUUGUUGGAUCAUGUUCACACGUUUGGAUGUUGUACGUAUGUUUAUUGAACACACUUGUCCACCUGAGGAUUUGAAUCAUACUGAUGAUGGUCGUAAUGCUUUGAAAUUGUUAAAGGCAUUAGGUGAAAGUCCCGAUUUAACCUCACUACGUACUAUAGUUGUUAUUGAAAGAUUUUUGAAAGACUGCAGUAAAGAUUUGCAUAAACGAAUUGUCAAAUUUGAUGACGAAUGCGCCAUUUGCAAGAGAUCACUUCAAGAUCCUGUACAGCUACCAUGUCAUCACGUGUUUUGUUUAUCUUGCAUAACCAAUUGGCUUAACGAUCAUGACGUAUGUCCUGCAUGUAGACACGAUGUUGGCAAUGAUUUUCAAUUGCAAAUUAAUGAAACAAUGAGGCUUUCGUUGGAGUUGUGGAGAAGUUUUCGUAAUCGUUGCAAAUCCUUUUUCAUGAAUGUUGUCUCUGUUUAUUGCUUUGGUGAUGACUUACCACAAGAUGAACUUGUAAAAAAAUUCAUUGCUUAUGUGAUAAACGAUGAAGAAUUCACAGAAGAUUUUUCUCCUUUCGAUGGUCACAGCAUUGAUGUCACUCCAGCUAUAAGAUCAUAUAUUUUACAACAACUUCUUUCAAUCAAAGGAAGGGAAAAAGAAGUUUGUACGUAUUUGGAAGAAUAUCUCUAUCGUGCUCAAGGUUUAUCUACCAACAAGGAACAUUUGAUGAACGUUUGCGUGUUGUUUGUUCAUUGUAUCGAGGAUGUUGAAACAGGGAAAUUAUUAAAAGCAAAACAAACUGAAGGCAGUGUUGAAAUAAACAUGUUGUGCAGAAUCCUUGAUAGAACACUGAGGAAUUUUCGUACCUACAAAACCCUGAACAUUGACAGCCUUAAAGAUGUUGCUGCAAUUCGGGCUGCGUUUAGUGAACUUCCUGCAUACUUCAAUGACGAUCUUUCCGAAAACUUAAAGAGCAAUGCGGAACUUCGAAAAUGCAUCCAAGCAGCUAAACAUUUAUGUGACAAUGAAACUGCUCUUCAGUUAUUCCUGCUAAAACAGUUGGUCCAUAAUGAUGAAAAUGGUUUCGAUGGAGUUAAAGAAAGAUGUAAGAUCAAAGAAUUGAAAUGGAUUUUGCCUCCACAAUCUGAGGAGCGUGACAAAGACCAGAAGUUCAUGGUCCAUCACGACAAUUAUCAUACAGUACGAGAAGCUAUUGGCAAAGCAAUAAUAACAUCAAAUUAUGAAGAAACACAGUUGAUCUUGAGAAACUUGUCCUGUGAUGAUCGUGCCCAGUCCUGUUAUAUUUUACUUGCAAUUUAUUGCGAAGUAAUGACCAAAUUUUCCACUGAAAACGAAGAAGAUCGGAUUCUUUCAAAGAUUGUGGAACAACUCGAUGAAUGUCUUACUGGAUAUCAGGUUUUGGCAACUCGGCACUCAAACCAUUUCAAUUUAAAUCUCUUUAAGCUACCUCUUGCGAAGAAUUUCUUGGUGAAUUUUGACAACAGUUCUCAUCAGCAAUUACUUCAGCUACACAGUGGCCAAACUUUAAAUGAUAGGCGUUUAAAUGAAAUCUUGAUUCAUUUCCUUGUUGUUACGAGUUGCUUUCCAAAUAAUCAACUUUUGACUCCCUUCUCAAAUCUUGCAUUCAAUCCAGGAUCAAUGAGGAGUGCGUUCAUUCCAACCAUGCCUCACGAUGAAAGUCCCGAGGUCAUGGGCGUUACCCAAGGCACGUGGUAUGAAUGCAUUAACGGACAUCGUUAUGUCAUCACUGAGUGUGGACGUCCAAACCAAGCGUAUAAUUGCCCAACUUGUGGUGUUCCUAUUGGAGGUGCAAAUCAUCAGCUAGCAGCUAAUAAUAGACAGGCGUCGAGUAGUACUGGUCACAUUCUAGGACGUGCACAGGAUCAACCUCCAAGUGCACAAAGAAAUUUGAACCCAUUAUCGUGUUGUGUUUUACGUUGUUUGACACAUGUGGCUAUGUUGUUAGGAACAACUCCAGAUCAAAUUCAGAAUAUUUCAGCUAUUAUCAAACCACCUGUUAAUAACGUUGUUCAAUUCAUAAAAGAUCAUAUAGAAAAUGAUCUACGUUGCAUUGCAAGAUUUGUUGGUACAAAUAUUGAACAAGCUGCUAUGAUGAACCCUCAUGUCGUUACAAAACUCGAUCCUUCAUGUCCAGCACUUUGGAGAAAUCGUAAGAAAAUCACCAUUGAACAUUUUUCCUUUAAAUACCAAGAAUAUUCUCAAGGUGUCACAGUGCCAACAGACAAGUGUGAAGUACUUGAUGAAUUUUUAAAAAAGGAAUGUCAUCUUCGUGCCCUUCAGUAUCUUCCGGAUAUCAUAAAGUUGCAACGUUUUCUUUUGAAAAACCCUGAUAUAAAACAGCAUGUGAAGUCCUUAAUCAACAGUUUCAAUAUGGCUUGGAAAAUCAUUAGAUCAUCUAUUCCACAAGAUGGUCAUUACGGAAUUUCAAAAGAAAUGAGAGAGAAGGAAGUUAUCAACGCUACUCCAAUUUUGAUGUUAUUGCCUUCGUGGAAAGGACUUGGAAAGUGUUCUUUGGCACUGACAAAUUACCUUGUAUCUUUACAUAACAAUUUUAUUGGACGAUGUAAAAGCUUGUUGAAGGACGAUAAAAAUUCAGAGGAGCUAUCGCUGUCGAACGUUACUAAGGGACAUUUGGUUGCCUAUGAUCCAGAGAGAGAUUUUUUGCCGAUGGUCCUGGCUCACUGUGAUUAUUCACUAAAAUUUGGUGAAGGAGGUGAAGAAACAGCUGUGAAGUUCAACUGGAAAUCUUUAGAAAGACAACUUGUCGACAGAUUUAUUCGGGGAAAACCUAGAAUUACAUCUUUGGUUGAAUUAUUUGUGUUCAGCAAAGAUAUUUGUGAUGGAGCUGUUUUUAAAGCGUUGAAUCAAAAGAUCCCUCAGAUUAAACUUAGUCGACCAGUGAAAGGUCAGAUCUUAAGUGAACUGAACCAACUCACUGAUGUUUGUGACGUUCUUAAAUCUCUCCACAAUGUCAUUGGUUUCUUAUCGUCUGCUGGAGGAAAUCCAGGAAUGCUUAUCAGUGAAUAUAUGAAAUCAGCAUUGAAACUUGAUCCUAGAAACGGUUUAAAAAGUGGCAAGGCAGAGCAGAUUUGUCAGCUUCAACAUGUUGUUGCGCUUUGGAAAUUGUUAUCAUUAGAAAGAGCAAAAAUAUUGACUAGACGUAAACAGGAACCAUUUGACGAUGUAACAGAUAAGAUAAAGACAGCAUUGACAAGGGAAAUAAAGUUUGAAUUAAGGCGUGGUUUACAGAAAAUCAAAAUUGAUUGUUUCGUUGAUGAAUUGUUGCAGCUUAUUUUACUCUUUUUGAAAAAUGCAGCAGACGAACAGUUGCACUGGCCUUUAGCAGAGUACAUCAACGCAAUGCUUGAACAAGAUGGUUGUGAAAUUAUUAAAGAUCUCGAGGAGAGUUUACCAGUUGAAGUUACUGUUGCACAUGCUGUUGAAGCUUGGAAGCUUGCUUGUCAGAAAAGUGAUGAUUACAAUUCAAAAAUGUAUUGAUUUAGUCGACAAUUUUUUUAUUAAUGACGAAAAGUUGCUUGAUAUUCUUUAACUUAAUAAUGCGCAUUUAAUUUUCAGGAAGAUUAUUUGGAAGAUAUAUAGGUACUUUUUAAAUCAGGUUACAAAAAUCUCAUCAUAAAAUUAAAUAAAAUACAGAAAACAGUUGUCAUUUAAUUAGAAAACAUUUGAGAACAUCAGUAAGUAGUUAAAAACAAUAUAUCAUAAUUUUUACCUUCUUUAA